Pseudomyrmex gracilis is the source of this 1852-nucleotide messenger RNA. RefSeq names its product protein rolling stone-like. The transcript is spliced from 3 exons. The coding region runs from base 307 to 1260 and encodes 317 amino acids. The record is from RefSeq and is a predicted model, not a curated record. Lineage: Eukaryota; Metazoa; Arthropoda; Insecta; Hymenoptera; Formicidae. Gene Ontology annotation, cellular component: membrane.
CGCGUGCGCGUAGAAUCACGAUGCUUAUCUAGGUCUAACUUAAGGCCGGCUACAUAACGAAAAUAGUGAGACUCGAGACGCAAGCGAAGUGCCAAUCAGAGACACGAUUGUUAUCGGGACAGUUCGAGCGCGCUCAACUGCGAUUGGUCAUAUCGCGUAUCGCUCAAACGCUUAAUUCUUCCUUGAUGUUUUCUUGUACGUCAUAACUUAAUUACGCAUAUACGUAACAUGCACUACUAGGGUUAGAGUAGGUGAUGUUAUCACUUAUAAGCGACACAUCUUUUCGCGGUUGUUUGUCCACGCAGGAUGGUGUUCUCGUUCACAGGAUUACCGUCCUUGAAACGAUUGUUGUUGCUCCUUCUGCAAUGCUCGUUAUGUCGUCGUGCAAUGCUGAGCAAAUUCUGGUGCCAAGAAAUCGGCCGGAAAUGGCGACAAGCGAGUAGACAACAGCCGCCGCCGGUUUGUCUGCUGACGGAACCGAAAUGUCAGCCGCACGUAGCAGUCUGGUAUCUGUUUUAUCGCUGGGUUAUUUUCUUCGUGUGGUCCAGUCUGCUUGUCUGCUCCGUGUUCGAGUUUGGUAGCUACAAUCCGAUGCUGGCGUACGACAAGUGGCCCAUCUACCUGACUAAUUGGGACAUGGCGUUGGGCUUCGUGCAGGCAUUCAUCGGCGGUAUGCUCGUGUCGAAGCGAUGGCGACUGCAAAAAAUAUCCGGCUUCGAUCCGAGCAGUCUCAAAUGGGAAUUCACCGAGCGCGUAUAUUGGUUUUUGUACGUUGUCACGACCAAUCUAGCUAUUGGCGUGACGAUGUGCUACUGGUUCACGGUGUACAAUCCGGAGAUCCAUCAGCUGGAUCCGCUCAACAUUAUGGUGCACGUGUGCAACAGCGUGCUGGUGCUAGUCGAUCUGUUUGUUACUAGCAUACCGUUUCGUUUGUGGAACUUCUGGUGGUGCUUGUCGAUCGCGAUACUCUACGUGAUUUUCACUGCGAUUUAUUAUGUGGCCGGUGGUCUCGACAAGCUCGGUCUUCAUUACAUCUACAAAGUGCUCGAUUGGAAGCGGCCGGCGCGAACGUCGCUCGUCUCCGUCGGUGGUUGCACGUUUAUCAUGGUGCUCCACUGUGUCUCGUGUGUGCUGGCGGAUAUAAGAAAUCGUAUUUACAACAAAAUUACGCGGAAGUCUAGUCAAUUCGCGCGAACGAAUGACAAUCCGCUCUCGGACAAAGGAACUAGUUUACCUGUUGCUGGUUUAACAGAAGUUUAAACUAGACCACAAUUAUCUCCUUCGCAUUUGCCUGCUUUCAUCAUUUGUCUUAUCUGGAUGCACGGACGGAUUCGAGGCGUUGGAGCAACAGCUGGCAAGGAAAAAAGAAGCGUGCCUUGUAGUUGACGUAAUUAACGCCUCCAAGUAUUUUUUUUCGAAGAAAGCGAUCAUUGUGCUCACUUAGCUUGCUCGUGCAAUACGAAGUAUUAGUAGAAUAUAUUGGUAGAAUAUUAAGCAAUAUGUGAAGUAUUAGUAGAAUAUUACCUAAUCGUAUUCAAAGAUCGUAUUCACACAUCUUCGUUAUAGUACUUGAAUUUUUUAAUAGUGAUAUUUAUUUAGCGGGAAGACAGAGAUUUUAUUAGUGUUAGGUAACGUGAUUGGUAUGCAAAAAAUCAAAAAGACAACAUUUCAAUUUCACCAAGAGACAAAGUACUAGGAAAUAUUUUCGUUUUCCAUAAAACGUUUGCUGCCUGUCUCGCUAAGAAAGAAAACAUGAAUCGCAAAUCGAUUUCGAGAUGUGUCGAUUUAAAAAUAUUAAUAUAUUUGCGUAUCUCUCUCCUAUUAAUUUAAAUUAAUUUUAAUGCGAUACCUA